AUCCAGGAGAGUGGAGGAUUUCUCCUUUCAAGUCAGAAAAAGAGGGAUGAAGAUGAACAGAGUCCUGCUGAGCUCAUAGGAUCAGCUCUGUUCAGAUGACAGCUCUGUGAUCAGCAGCCUCACACACAGACUGACUGUGCACUGUAGACAGUGGUGUCUUUGGUCUUGGAUCUGGUGACUCUGAGGAUGGAAUUCAAUUAGGAAAUUCAGUAGGAUGCCUGGAAUUCUGUGAGCGGAUGAAGUGAGUGUUCGCGUUGAACUCCUGAAGCAGAGAUGAGUUUGACCUCCUGGUUCCUGGUGAGCGGUGGGGGGACGCGUCACCGUCUCCCCAGGGAGAUGAUCUUCGUAGGUAGGGACGACUGUGAGCUCAUGCUGCAGUCUCGCAGUGUGGACAAACAACACGCCGUCAUCAACUAUGAGCCAAACGCAGACGAACACAAAGUCAAAGACCUGGGCAGUUUGAAUGGAACUUUUGUCAACGACGUCAGGAUACAGGAGCAAAUUUAUGUCACGCUGAAAAUGGACGACAAACUGAGGUUUGGAUACGAUACCAACCUGUUCACUGUGGUGCGAGGGGAGCUGCUGAUUCCAGAGGAGGCCCUCAAGCACGAGAAACUGAGCAGCCAGCUCCAGCUGAACCAGAAGAAGCCUGCAGAAGCAGCGCCAGCUAAAGCAGAGGUGAAACCUUCUGAAGCAGCCGUGUCAGCAGCAGCAGCAUCGGCAGCAGCAGUGUGUGAGGGAGCGUCAGUCAAACCUGAGAACAACAGACAGGAGGACAGGGCAGCAGUGGACAUAGCAGUGCUGCACAGAGGCACUCCCCUGUACGGUCAGCCUGCGUGGUGGGGAGACGGAGACGGUGAGGAUCAACAGCCAGGAAGGGUGGAGGAGAAGAGCUCGGAGCGCAAGAGCGAAAAAGCUGAAGCAGACAGUAAGAAAAGCGAGACCCAGAAAUCUGCCCCACCAGCCACCUCCGCUCAGGAGCCCAGCUACUUUGAAAUUCCAUCCAAGGAUAAUCCCUCUUCAACUAAAGUUGCCGGUGAGGCCCAGGCACGGGAACAAGAUAUGGAGCCGGCCCAUGGCCACGCCUCCUUCACCAUUGAGUUUGACCCUUUGGCGACAGGGAAAGUCACUGUCAAAGACCGUGUGGCAAAAGUGGGACCUGAGACUAAACCACGCCCCAAAAGACCAGUUGGGGAGGAGCUGAGUCCACUGCAGUCGGCCAUGGUGGCCGCGGAGGUGAAGGUUGCUGACUGGCUGGCCCAGAACGAGUUACCAUUGGCUCUUAAAGAGACAGUGGCGGAGGAUGAUGGUGAGAGUACAAAGAGCGAUGUUCCUGUUCACCUGAGGAGUCUCAAAGGCAGUAGACACGAGGACGGCACACAGAGUGAUUCUGAGAACGCCCUGGGCGAACAGCGCAGGUCCGCAGCUGUGGAGCGCUCCUGGGGCCUGUGGGGCAGUGCCGGGGGGAUGAGGAUCAGAGAGGGACGCGCCAACGUACCCGAGGGGCUCUUCGCUGAGGAGGACAGUCCUGCACGCCGCCGCAAAUCCUCCAAAGUUGAGGUUGGAUUUGUGGAACCACGGCAUGGUUCCAGCAGAGUGCCGGAGGACAGCCAUCGUCAUGGAGAUGAUUGUAGUGACAGGGGAACCUACACCAUCGAGCUGGAGAAUGGAGACCACGAGGAGGAGGAAGCCAGGAAAAUGAUCGACAAGGUGUUUGGUGUGGUCGAACAGGAGGUCUCGUGUUUGUCGAGAGUUCCCGACCAAAGAAGCAGAUUUACCGUCCAAACGUCUGGGACAGGGGACAGAGGAAAACCUGCACGCCUGGAGACAGAGGUCCUCGCUGAUGAACUGAUGGUUGGCGGCCCUCGCUGGGUCUCACAGUGGGCCACUCUGGCUGCCAGUCACAUCAGAACAGACCCAGAGGGGUCAGGAGGAGAGGGUCACCUUGUUGUUACAGAGGACAGAGCUGAAAUCAGUGAGUCCAGCCACUCCACGUCCUACGGCGAGCGCAAGAGGAGAACUUUAACUUUGCCUCAGCUCCCUGCUGAGGAAGUCAGCCUUGGCCGUAGGACGCCAGGCGCGGGAGUGCGCACAGACGUGGGAGAAAAACAGGACAUGGAACUGCAGGAGAAGGAGAGCCGGGAGGAGAAGAGGGUCAGAGGAAAAGAUCGAUCCGGUCACAGCCCCAGUCGCUCCUCUCCGGCCAAAUCCCAGGACAGCGGUGGUGGGAGGUCGGGUCAGUCAGGGCCGUUGACUAAACUUCCUCCUCGUCCUCUGACCAGUGGAGAGAAGAGGAUGGAGGAGGCCCGCAGGAGGAAAAAAGAGGAGGAGAAGGCCAGAGAGACAGGUGGGAAGCCAUUGUUGAGACAGGAGAGUUUUACGGUGGAGAAACCCAGUUCCAACGUUCCCAUUGAGCUCAUACCUCGCAUCGAUGGACUGACCAGCAGCAGAGCUCAGAGCAGAGAGACAGGCACGGACAGUUCCACGCUGCAGAAGGACUUGGAGGCCGUGGCAGCCUUUCUGGAGAACACUGUUUCAGAUUUAGGUGAUCCACCGAGUCAGUCCAUUGAAGGAUCCCUGUCUCCUGAGUCUGAUGUGGACACAACAAGCACAGUAAGCCAGGCUGAGGGCGCCAGAAAAAUGGUCCAGAGACGCAGGACCCUGGCCGGGCCGCAGAAGGAAAAAACAGUGGUGUGUUCCACCAGUAAGGGGCCAACAGGCAGCAGAGAGGCCCAGGACAAGAGGGCAAAACCCAAGACAUCCUGUCCUCCGCCACCACCAAGCCGUCGCUGGACUUCCCAGGAUCUCACUGACGACGACCUUAACUCCAGCUCUCUGCUUUCAGACCCACAGCCCGUGUCCAGAAGCUCACGUACCAGAGCUCAGCACAGUACCACCACGGUGGCUGGAAACACAAAGUCUAGUCGGGCUAAGGUCACUCAGCCCCCCGCCCCCUCGGCAACCUCUAAAACCUCCAGUGUCCCCAAACCCAGACCCACCAGAGCGUCUCUGCUGAGGAGGGCUCGCCUCGGGGACUCAUCAGACACGGAGCCUGCCGACCUGGACCGGAUGUCAGUGGCCUCGGAGGCCUCCACAGCCAGUUCCACAUCCAGGACAGGGAUGGCUAAGAGAGGAAUGUCCAGGAUUGAAGCCUUGGCUCAGCCGCGGAGGCCAAGGGUCAGCUCCCCGUCAGCCCAGAGUGACUCAGAGGCGACUGUGACCAGGAGUCGAGGUCUGGGUGCCCGGAGCGUGGCGGGAGAUUUUGCUGUCAGACAAGGACUAAGGGGAUCAGGCGCACCACCAAUGUCUGGACCAAGAGCCAGGGCCAACAGCGCCUCCAAGCUGCCUGACAAGAGUAAAGGCAGCUCUUCUUAUGGACCUGUCAUGCCUGCCUCUGGAAGUAGAUGGCGCCGUGUUCCUGUGGAUUAUGCUUCCACCUCAGAGGACGAGUACGGCUCUAACCGCCACAUGGUCAAGCAGGGCCACACGCAGCCCUUUCUGUCCACCCGAGUCGCCCAGCUGGGAGGUUCAGCUCCUGCCACUCCUCACCCCGUGGGUAUGAAGCAGCACUGCAGAGAACAGGACGAGUACAUGAGAGACUGGACCGCACACAGUGAGGAAAUAGCCAGGAUUAGUCAAGACCUUGCCAAAGACCUGGCCAUGCUGGCCAGAGAAAUCCACGAUGUGGCAGGAGAGAUCGACUCAGUCAGUCCUGCAGCCACUGAUCCUGGAGCUCUGUUGGAGGAGGGUGUAUUCGACGACAGCAGGGUCGUUGAUGGGAUCUCCACAGAGCAGGGCAGCGGCAUUGUGGGAACAAACGGACAGUCUGUGGAGCUGCGACCCCGGGGUUCUCACGGUCACAGCUCACGCUCCAUCCGCAGACAGACAUGGAACAGGGAGGAUCUUGUGUUGGACAGUUUACUGCUAGCGUCUGUGACUCAAAUGUCCAGCAGGAUACGACAGUCUGUGGAGAAAACCGCCUGUAAAAUCAGGAUCCUCUUCAAAGACAGAGAACGUAAGUGGGAGGAGAUUGAAAACAAACUGCAGGCAGAACACGACUCACUGUUACUGAAGAGCUCCAAUAAGGAGAUUUCAACCAUCAUUCAAGACCUGAAGAGAGUGGAACAGCAGCUGUUAGUCAUCGACAUGAUGUUGGAUCCAGACGGCACCCUGGACGCCCUGUCCAGCCUGGGCAUCACCAGUCCUCUGUCUGGGACUCAACCAGAGUCUGGUGAAGCCUGUAGGCCUGGAGGACCGAGCUCAGAACCACAGACCACAGGAUCCACAGCCCAGGUGGAGGCGACGGAGCAGGGCUUCAGCUGAAGUCUCCACCCUGGUUCAGACUGGAUCGAUGCACUGGACCAGAUGUGGGUGGAGACUUUAGUUCUGGAUCAGAGCCUGACUGUCCUUCCGUCCAAUGGCAUCACGGUGGGGUUGUUGAAGUCACACUCAUUUGUCAUACUCUCAGAUGAUACACAGUAAGGAGACAGCACAGUAUUAUUAUGAAGAACAUAUAACCUUCAGUAAACUGCCUGUUUAUGUUGCACUUAAUCAGAACCCCCCCCCCUCCAAAAAAUGUACAGAGUAAAGAGUAAGUAAAUGGAAAAUCAAUGUGAGGUGAACUUUUUUUCCCUUCAAUCCUCUGCAAAAAGUCUGAAACCGUCCUUUCAAAUGUUUGCUAUUUAAUUGCCCAAGAGCCCAAAGUAGGAAGGUGCAAUUGUGUCAAAAAGAGUUAUUGUGAGUGUGUGUGAAUGUGUGUGUAAGAGAGAGAGAGAGGUCUCUUUUUAUGCUGCCACAGAUUGAUCUACUCUAGUGCAAUCCCCACCCAGGAAUGAUUUUCCCUCUGGAAAAAUCACCGGCCAGACGGCUUGUUGUCCAGGGAAAAGAACUGGGUUUGUAAAAAUGUCUACCUGUGGAAAUGUUUAUUAGAGCGCUGUUUAAAUCUACUUAUGCUCGUUUGACCUUUUUGUGGUGUAUUUGGCUGCAGUGCAUCGAGGACAAUGCUGCGUGUGAGCAGAUGUGAUUGAAAUGCAAAAGACCCUCCAAAAAUAUGUCCUGACUUUCAGAUGUUUGCCCAUCACAAGUGCCCCGGGAAAAAAAAACAAUCAAGAAGAGACGCUACAGUUUAGAAGAGAUAAAAUAUUAUAAUGUUAUUGACAACAUUAUUAAUGCAGAUUUGGUUAUUUACAUUUUUAUGAUUUAAAUAAUAAUAUAUAUUGAUGAUGAUGAUGAUUAUCGAGGAUGACCCUCUCCCUGCGAUACGUUACUCUCUUUAACAGUUCUUAUUCGUCCUUCAUUUUCUCUAUGACAAACAGGGUAUGGAGCUAGUAGUCCGGUUGUUCAGUUACUUUUUGACCAUGAAUAAUCUGAAAUGUUUGAACCAUAGACUGUAUAUAAAAAAUGGACCAAAAUGAAGUUGUUUUUUAAUGAAUAACACCAGUUAUUGUUACAUUAGUUGUUGUUAAAUCAGCGUGGCUUUUAGUUUAGUUUUUUUUUUUUUAUGGUUUAUUUUUCAGUAACUUUUUUUUUUAACUGGAGAUGUUUGUUUUUAUACUAUAUUUUAGGCAACAUUUUUGGGUUAGUAUUAAGUUGAAUCUUUUUUUUUUGCUAUUUUACACUUUUUUUUACAACUUUUUUGUUGAACUAUUUUUGACAAAUGUUGCCUUUCUUUCCUUAGCGACACCUUGUUUUUUUCUAACUAACCUUUGUCAAAUGGCUCGGUUAACUUUUAGCUGCAUCUUGGCUUUACUUGGUCUUUGCAAAGAAAACACUUUGAGCCCUCGAGUCAACUAUUGUUUUAUUUUUUUAAAUAACUUGAAUAUGUUUUGGGUUGAUAUUUUUUUGUUAGAGUUUUUUUUUUUGUUACAUUUUUUUCCGUUUUUAUUUUUAUAUUGCGGCUUUAUUUCUGCGAUCUGCUGUUUGCUGCCACAUUGUGAUGACUGCGUCCGUUUCUUAUCUACAGUCUAAUGUGACUGUCACACGUUUGGUCUACGUGGUCUACGUUUCAUCAGAGAAACAAAGGAAGUAAAAACGGUGCAGUAACCUGUGCUUUAAAUGUACUCUAACGACUUAUAACAGGCCUCAUUACACUGUUUACAGCUGAAUGUAAUCUGAUUACAACCGUCCGUGACACGUUGGCCAAAACAACAAGGAUAUUAAACAACACCUGUUUUGUCCUCGUCGUCGCUGUGUUUGGGGAGUUGUUGGUUUUGGGUUUUCUGAGAGUUUGUUUCCCUAAGUGUUUAUUUGUAAAAAUGUUGGGGUAAAUUUGGAUCAUGAAACACAAGAACAGUUUCCAAUAAAAUGCAUGGGAACCUUGACACAGUAUAUGCUGCAUGUGACACAUGGUCGCCUUCCUCAUGUACAGUCAAUACACCGACCUCAGAGGAAACGGUUAUAGAUACACCUGUUGUCUACAGACUAAUGUGCAAAGGUUUCAGGCAGGCGUGUCGGAAGACUUCUUCUUUCUCCUCCUUCCCUUCUUUCUUCACUUUCUUUUUUACCCAUUCCUCUUUCUCCUCCUCUUCUCCUUGAUUUCUCCUCUUCCUUGUUCCUUAUUCCUUUUUCCUCACCUUACUUCAUCCUCUCCUGCCACAGAAAGCUCAGAUUAGAAAUGAUAUUCCAGGGAUACGCUCCAACUCCACCGGAGCCAGAGCAGCGUUAAUCCCACGUCUCCAGAUAUUCUGCUGCCUGUCUUUGAUCCCUAAAGUUGUGUCAGGAGUUUUAUCCUCCUCCAGGAGCAGCGUUUAACUAGGAGCACGUUGUACUCCUGCAGCUGUCCACCUCAGGAACAUCCUUUACAACCAAGUAAAGGAUUCUCACCAAUCCAGUUUCCUGACUGCUGGACUUGAAGGCCGUUUGUUUUUCGUUUUGUCACGUGUCGACGUUAUACAUUUAUAUUCACGAAAAUAAUCCGACACCAUUCGAUGACGACUGUUGUGUGUGGUUGUGUUGAACAGAUUGAAGGUUCAGGUCUUGUUAAUUAUUGAAGCAACAUCAUUUGCUGUUGUGCUUCCGUCAGCACACACACACUAACAAUGACGCUCCAUAAUUUGUCAAAAUGGAUUUCAUUGUCUUGUCCAUUUCACCUGGGACGUCUUCUCAUGAAUCCUGAGAUGGAGAAUCUGGAGGGAAAAUAACGAGCAGCGAGCGAUCUAUUGUUUGAAAAGCCAGUGCUGAGUCAGUGAGAAACCGUGGUUUUCAGUUGGUCACCGUUGUUCACAGCCUCGGGACGCUGUGUUCUGACCUUUGCUAGAAAAUCAACCCUAUUAUCAACCAUAAGUUGAAUAACUCACUUUGGUCUGUGAACACAGACCCUUUGAUGCAUGUUCAUUUUCAACCCGUGAUGACUAGUGUUAGUGGUUCCAGUGGCUGUCAGUGUCUUCAUACAUUGACCUUGCAUUUAUUACCUCAAAGCCGUUCUGAUUGGUUGGAGACCUGCUGAUCGUUUGCACCGGCGCCUGAUUCAAAAUGAACAGGUGUCGUCGGUGGCUGACUUCCUCUGAGUCUUCUAUUUCAUUUCAAACAAAAAUAUGAAAACAUAUUGUUUUGGGGGGUGCUGCAGGCUGGUCCGACCUGAGGUUGACGCCUCCAUAAACACAUGCUGGGAACUGAGAUGGGAUUUUAAGCUGGAGUUGUUUCAGUCAAACUAAAACUCUUCAUUUUUACAGCCUUAAUUUCUAACCAUAUAUUUCAGUUUUUAGUGCACUUUUGGGGAAUAUAACGACCAUUGGACGUUAAACUAAAUUGCUCUCACCAUGCUUGUGGACUGCAGCCUUGGCAGCAUGUUAUUCAGGUGGAAAACCGAGGCCUGAGUGGACAGAGUGAACAGUAUGGGUGAAGUAGAGGGGGGAGUUAACACGGGCUGCAUUCUUGUGGUGAUUCUUGGUGGUCAGAGGUAGGUCAGCUUCUCCACUGUGGCUCCAGUCCUUCCAGUUGGUGUUAUCAAGAUUUAUGUAGGCUGGGUUAGUGAGAUCGGGUGAAGAGCAGGUCGCUUCAUCAUGUUAUGGAUUUGAUUGGUUCCCGGUGAUUGUUCAGUCUGCGGCCUGUUCUCUCAUUGCUCCUGGAUCAGAACUUGAUUUGUCUUGGACUAAUCUCAUCCAUCUCUUACAGACUGUGUGCUUCCACCAAAUGAAGAUAUAACACACACACACACACAGGUCAACUGUUGCUGUUGUUGUUGCUAGAGAUGAACAAGGAAGGUCUGGUCCCGGAGUCCUGCAUGGGGGUGGGGCUGACGGCAUACUCUAGUCUUUAAUGAAAAUAAAUGAAGUUAUAAAGAAUGAAUUCAUACAUAAAUAUGAGAAAAUCACUCCUUCAGCAAAUAUGACAGUAGGCUAUAAAACGACUGAGGCAGUAACACAUCAGUAUAGACACACACACACAGACUCAGACCACACAUUCAUACUGUAUCUACUUACAGCAUGAAACUGAUGGGGACCAAAACAAAAUGCCUCUGAACGUCUCCCCAGCUGACCUUGGUGGCAGCCCAGCUGUGACUCCAGGGCAGAAACUCAAAUAACCGAGCCAUGAAAAUAAAAAAUCAAUGCAGGAAACAGAUCUGUUGCCAGAAGGCCGUUUUUCAAGGUCGGGGGCCCGGCAGAGUCUGGCGUCACAUUCAGCUUUCUGCCCAGUCACACAGAUGUGGACAAACUAAGAGCAGUAAGAAAAGAAAGAGAGAGAAAAAACCCAGCCUGGAACAGUUUUCAUUCAGCAGACAUCAACUCAGUGGCUGCAGGCUGAGCUGAAGACUUAGACACACGAGCUAAUGAAGCUGAUCUGUGGUGAUGGGCGUGAUGCCAUCAGAGCUGUCUCUGUAUGAUGGCUGCCUCAGAACUGAGGUUUA
This is a messenger RNA of Cynoglossus semilaevis (tongue sole), 8845 nucleotides long. RefSeq names its product centrosomal protein of 170 kDa-like. The record is from RefSeq and is a predicted model, not a curated record. NCBI's taxonomy places the organism in Eukaryota, Metazoa, Chordata, Actinopteri, Pleuronectiformes, Cynoglossidae. Gene Ontology annotation, cellular component: centriole. Gene Ontology annotation, molecular function: protein binding.